Molecule: messenger RNA, 3378 nt
Organism: Dendrobium catenatum
Lineage: Eukaryota; Viridiplantae; Streptophyta; Magnoliopsida; Asparagales; Orchidaceae
Product: exocyst complex component EXO70A1
Exons: 1
Coding region: 353-2371 (672 amino acids)
Biological process (GO): exocytosis
Cellular component (GO): exocyst
Molecular function (GO): phosphatidylinositol-4,5-bisphosphate binding
Source: RefSeq, a predicted model, not a curated record
AAAUCACGGGCAUGUAUGUGUAAAUGUAUCUUCUUCUUCUCGCCGUGUUCUCACCUCACCGCUUGUUCUCACAGUACCGCCUAACCCUCUCCCGCUCCAAAAUUCCCAACCAAAACUCCUUUUCAACUCUCAUCUGUCUCGCUUUCCACAGCCGUUGUACUUGUUUCGAUCGUUCUCAGCGGCCGUCAACUUUUUGGCUCGAUCCCUCUCUACGAUUUGUAGGUUAUAUAACCAACUAAAGAAGGCAUUUCCCAUUCCACUGAUCGGUUAAUUAGGGUUUUUGGUGUCUCUUCGUCUUACUUCCGCGGCGUUUUCCGUUCCAGUGCAGCGGUUGAGGCUUAGGGUUUUUGGAAUGGAGGAGGAUUCUAAGCCGAAGGGAUUGGCGAGCUUGCUGGCGGCACGCAGAUCUCUUCAAGCAAGCCUUGACCGGUCUCGCGCCCUGGCCUCCGCCCUCGACCGCGCUGGCCCCCGCAUCGGGGAGAUCCAGCAGCGUCUUCCCUCCUUGGAGGCCGCAGUCCGUCCGAUCCGAGCACGCCGCGAGGCUCUCGUGUCCGCUGCAGGCCAUAUCGACCGUGCCGUUGGCCCGGCCGCCGCCGUCCUGAAAGUUUUUGACGCAGUUCACGGCCUCGAGCACUCCCUCCUCGCAGACCCCCGCACAGACCUUCCUGCUUACCUCUCUCUCCUCCAACGCCUCGAGGAAGCCCUCCGCUUCCUCUCUGACAACUGCAGCCUCGCCGUCCAGUGGCUUGAUGACAUUGUCGACUACCUUUCAGAUCACUCGUUGGCCGACUCUCGCUUUGUGUCUCUCCUCAAGUCUUCACUCGAGUCUCUGAAGUCCUCAUCGGCGCCACUUGAUGGCGGCCUUCUUGUUGCCGCCUUAGACAAACUUGAGGGGGAGUUUCGCCGCCUAUUGGAUGAUCACUCCUCCCCCCUCGCCAUGACUAGUUCGGGCGAUGACAUGACCAUCGCUCCAUCUCCGCUUCCUGUGCAGAUCAUUGCCAAGCUCCAGGCAAUCCUCGAGCGGAUGAAUGCAAAUAAUCGCCUAAACCGAUGCGUGGCCAUUUAUACAGAGGUCCGUGUCUCCAUUGUCCAAGCCAGCCUCCGAGCCCUCGACCUAGGCUACCUGGAGAUUACGCAGGCAGAAUUUGAUCACGUGCAGAGCAUCCAGGCACACAUUGACAAAUGGGCGCGCCAUCUGGAAUUUUCCGUGAAGCACCUCUUAGAAGCGGAGUACAAGCUCUGUGCUGAUGUGUUCGAGCGGGCUGGGCCACCGGAAUUGUGGACAGGGUGCUUUGCAGAGAUUGCAGCGCAGACAGGCAUCUUAGCCUUCCUUCGGUUCGGGAAGACAGUAACUGAGAGCAAGAAGGAUCCUAUCAAGCUGCUUAAGCUGCUCGACAUAUUCAACUCUUUGAACAAGCUAAGAUUGGAUUUUAAUAGGUUAUUUGGCGGUAAAGCUUGCGCUGACAUCCAGAAUCAAACAAGGGAUCUGAUAAAAAGGGUGAUCAAUGGUGCCUGCGAAAUUUUUGGGGAGCUUUUGGUUCAGGUGGAGCUGCAGAGGGCAAACCCGCCACCAUCUGAUGGUGGUGUACCAAGGCUAAUUAGCUUCAUCACAAAUUACUGUAACACCCUUCUUGGGGAGGAUUAUCGGCCAGUUCUCACUCUUGUUCUGGUCAUACAAAGAAGCUGGGAGCAGAAAAAAUUCCAGGACAGUCUCCUUAUUGACGCCAUUCUGAAUAUAAUGAAGGCCAUUGAAGCCAACUUUGAGAACUGGUCCAAGCUCUAUGCGGAUACUACACUUUCGUAUCUCUUCAUGAUGAAUACCCACUGGCAUUUCUUCAAGAACUUGAAGGGCACCAAGCUUGGGGAGCUUCUGGGCGAUACAUGGCUGAGGGAGCAUGAACAGUACAAGGACUAUUAUGCUAAUUUUUUCAUCAGGGAGAGCUGGGGGAAGCUCCCCUCAUUGUUGAGCAGGGAUGGUUUAAUUCUUCUAUCUGGAGGAGGAAGGGCUACUGCCAGGGACCUGGUGAAGAAGAGGUUGAAAGCUUUUAAUGAGAUGUUUGAUGAGAUGUAUCAGAAGCAGUCUAGUUGGGUUAUAUCUGAUAAUGAUUUGAGGGUUAAGAUAUGCCAGCUCGUUGUUCAGGCCAUAGUUCCCGUUUAUCGCAGCUAUAUGCAGAACUAUGGUCCUCUUGUAGAGCAAGAUGCUAGUGCAAGUAAAUAUGUCAAGUACACUGCAGAGGGAGUGGAGAAAAUGCUAGGAUCUCUCUUUCAGCAUAAGCCUGAGAGGUCUAUGAGCUUAAGGUCUAGACAAACAAAUGGUAAAGUAAGUCCUGCCAUGAUAAGCAAAUAUCACACAACUCCGACAGUUGUGUGAAAGUGAUUCAUUCCCUGAUUCCAUAGAAGAGGAGGAAACAUAGAUUAUUUGUAUAUACUCUGAUUCCCAAUUGGACUCUGAGAGUUAUCUCGCAAUUUUGUUGCUGUAUUGAGUGCAUAUUUCUAGUGAUGACCUAAUGAAGAUGCAUUUUUUUUGGAUUUCUAGUCCUAUGAUGGAACAUCUAAUUGGAAAAAACCAGCCAUUCCACAAGAAGAUAUGAUCUUUCACUCUUCUUAAGAGAGGAUUCAGGAUGCUGUAUUGAGUGCAUAUUUCUAGUGAUGAUCUUAUGAAGAUGCAUUUUUUUUUUUUUUUGGAUUUCUAGUCCUAUGAUGGAACAUCUAAUUGGAGAAAAUCAGCCAUUCCACAAGAAGAUAUGAUCUUUCACUCUUCUUAAGAGGAUUCAGGAUUGAGUGCAUAUUUCUAGUGAUGAUCUUAUGAAGAUGCAUUUUUUUUGGAUUUCUAGUCCUAUGAUGGAACACCUAAUUGGAGAAAACCAGCCAUUCCACAAGAAGAUGUGAUCUUUCAGGCUUCUUAAGAGGGAUUCAAGAUGCUGGUGCGUACUCAAACUUCUUAAGUUUGAAUAUUAUGGAUGAUGGUCAUGGCACAUUUCUGAUAGAGGUUGCAUCUGUUUAAACCAUUAUUUUUUCUGUUAACAUGUAUUAUAUUUCUCUAGUUCCUAUUCAUUAUUAGACUGUUAGGAUGAGGAAGUAAAAAAAAAAAACACAUGUAAGAUGUAUUUAGUAAAUUUAUAAAUUAAGAGUCAUUUUCCUUACCAUCCAAAGUCUCCAUCGUUAUCCAACUGCAUUGAAAUCUUCUUUUUUUUCUUGCUUUCUUAUUUCAGGGGGCAUAUAUGUGCUGUUUUUUCUUUCUCAUAUAGUUGUAGUCUAGCUCUGCAAGAUGAAAUUUGGUCAUUGCAAUCCGGACAAUCUUGUCACAUCUAGAUUAUCUUUCGCUACAGAGAAGUUAAUGGCCUCCACAUCUAUUUUAUGAGAAAUGAUAUAAAACCU